Molecule: messenger RNA, 3733 nt
Organism: Paramuricea clavata
Lineage: Eukaryota; Metazoa; Cnidaria; Anthozoa; Malacalcyonacea; Plexauridae
Source: the annotation of a GenBank genome assembly
GGCUGCACGCAGGCUAACUGAAACCUAAAGGUUCAUUUUCUGAGAGGGAGAAAAACCAGAGGGCCUGGAGGAAAGGUAGAUAAUGAACCAAACUGUACUUACUUAAUAACUUUUUAAGCACAUGCAGGGAAGUUACUCGGCAACCUCAGUAAAUCCUGUAUCAAUUCAACCUGCAAUAGCAGGCUUAGCAUAGCACGUAAGGGGCAAUACAUUAACCGCAUCUGCAUGUUGUCACCCAUAGUUCCCUGGUGAUAAUUUCGAAUCCAAUCACACUACUUUAAUUUCUUUGAUCUUGUCAACAUUUAUUUGUUCGUUAUUAAAGAGAAGUCCUGGUCAUCGUACAAAUUGGCUCAAACAAUUCAAAACCAGUCGAAAACGUCCAUACAACCUUUUUUAAGCCUUACGAGGCCAACACACAAGAUCCAUACAUCACUGCUUAUUUGAAAACUGAUGCUCUGCCUUUGACGUUCGUGAUCGGUGAUGGAAAGGAGUAUAAUUCGGAAAAACAAAAAUACUUCAACCAACCUCUGAAACAGAAUACAAGUUAUAUCGCGUUCCUCAGGUUUUUUGAAACUCGGGUAAAUUCUAUAAAUACAGAACGUUUUUGUUAAUAUUUUGAACGAAAUAUUUUUUUCGUAGAAAACUUGAUUAAUUAGUAUGUUGUUUUCUAAAGAACUCGUACUACUCAACAGAAUGGAGCAAAACUAUUAGGACGUUCGUAAAACCUACAGGUAAUGAUUUCACACCACCCAGCUGCGAAUAAAUUUAAAUGAGAAGAGUUGUGAUUGAAUAUCGCAUGUAAACCGUAGAAAUAUAGAUAGUAUUUCUAUGAUGUAAACCCAUUGGCCAACUGCCAGGUGAUCUGAAGGUGAGCAAAAGGACUGGGACUAGCAACAGAAUAGAAAUCCAGUUUCGUACCUUUAAUCACUUGUCACGUCCUGAUUCUUUUGUAAAACUGUUUGAAACUUUAAUUUGUGUCUGUGUCUUGCACAGGGAAAUGAAUAAAUGGGACAAAUUUGAGAUGGAAAUCUAAUACCGUUAAUGAGAUAUUGAGUAAUUUUAAACCAGAAAUGGAUUUCUAUUUAACAAUUAGUACCAGGCCUUUUCCGAGUUCCGAGACCACCUGGUGAUUGUCUACAAAUUGUUUAAAAACCAAGUAUCCACAAGGUUAUCUCCAACAAAAAGCAGUGACAAAUGUUUGCAAUGUUAAACGUUAUUUGCGCAAUUGAGUUUAUUGAUCCACCACUCUUGCAAGAAGUUGUCAACUAUACUCUCGUUAUUAAACAAGCAUAUGCUUGUUAAUUAAAACAACUUCCUAUAUAAGAGGUCUGCUGCAGCUGGUGUGCGAAGAAAGUGUAUUUGUUUGCACGCAUGAAUAUCUAAUCAGUUUCGUUCGGGUCGAAUGUUACAUAUAGAGCUUUGGUGUGUUGUAAUAUGGUAUAUUAUAUAGCGUACUGAAAUUCUAUAAGUAACACUUUUAUAUCCCUUAUAGUAAUAAUUAUAACUCUAAGCUUUGCAGUAAUAAAUUUACGUGGUGUUUCCACAAACAAAAAGUAUUUAUAUAUAACAUAUAUAUGUUAUAUCAAAUAUAUCUGUUAUAACAUAAUAUGUUAUUAUGUCAUAUGAUAAUAGUGAUAUGUUUUGUAAUUAGAGCCUGUAAGCCCUGUCGCGAUAUCUUAUUCAAGUCUAAAAGUAACCAUGCAUGUGCAAACCACCAACGCAAACUAUAGUACAGUAUAAUGUACAAUAUAGUGGAAAACAUGCAGUACAAUGUACAGUACAGUAAAAUGCAGUGCAAAAUAGUUCGAUAUAUAGAGGUUUGAAACUAAAGAGGUAUGUUGGAAAAACUAACGAAAGAUUUUAUGUCCUAUAUAGGGCUGAGUGGACCUCCAUUGAACGUGGCUUUUAACUCCCGCGGUAAAACCUCACUACGAGUGUCCUGGAAAGCUCCUAAAAGUUUACAGAACGUCGAACUGACAGGAUAUCAAGUUUGCUUUUAUACAAGGGAGGACACUGCUCCGGUAUUCUUAGUAUUUAAUACAAGCGCUAAAGUACUUUCACGUACCCUCGACAAUCUCAAACCUUCAACAAAGUACUUUGUGACGGUUUCAGCCAGCACAAAAGCUGGUUAUGGAGAGAAAAGUUUGGCAGUCAGUAAAAUAACAAAUGGAGGUAAUUUAGUCAAUAUGAAUAGUUGGCAUGUAAUUUGAAAAAGCUCUCAAUAACCGUAACCUCAAAACAUUGUGUCACAAAAUUAAGUCUGUCUUAGCAUAUUUGCUGCACAAUCAUUUGCUGUAUCCAGUCGUUCAAUUUUAUGAUUAUUAUUAUGACAAUAUUUUAAUAGGAAACUCUCUCACGUAAAGUAAUUUUCAGAGAGGUCCUAUAUAUAAAUAUAUAAAAUAUGAAUCAUAAAAACUAAUUUCAUCAAUGAAAUUACAAUAAAGUUAAAAGUCAAUAAAAGUUAUCUGAUGGUUUUAGUAUUUUUCUUAUCUUUAGAGCCAGUAAAUCCAUCCACAACGUCCUAUUACACUCUGAUUUUAAAUAUACCUAAACCAAAGGAUUACAUCAGGUACUUUUUUACAUGAAUAUUGCCCUUGCAUGCAUACUGAUGGCUUGCGCGUCCUCUCUCAAUGUAUUUUGGCUCGAUUGGUAUACCUAUUACUAUAACACCUGUGAGUGUGACAUGUCCAUAUAGUAGCCAUACCAGCCAACAUCUCUCGUGCUAGCUCUUAAAUCCUUUUGUUCAUAUAACAUGAUAUGUAUAAUGAUUUAGAGAAGUGAUGGUCAUCGUUCAAAAUGCCAAAAUGACUUCAACGCUAAGCGAAAACAUCAAAACAAGCGAUCUCAAGCCUUACCGGGAAAACAUGAAUGAUCCUUAUAUCACUGCUUAUUUGAAAGCUGAUGUUCUACCUUUGACGUUCGUGAUCGGUGAUGGCAAGGAGUAUAAUUCUGAACAAGAAAAAUACAUCAACCAACCUCUUAAGUUGAACUCAAGUUAUAUCGUGUUCCUGAGAUUUUUUGAAAGUCAGGUAAAUAUUAGUAAGAGAUGAGGGUUAUUCAGAUCAGGUUUGUUUAUUUCUCCCAUGACAAUGUGAAAACAAAAGAACACAUAUUAACUAUUAUAUUAUCGUUUAGGACUCAUAUUACUCGACGGAAUGGAGUAGCGGUGUUAAAACAUUGAUAAAAGCUCCAGGUAAGUGAUCCCUAAUUACUUAAUUUGAUAUUUUUCAUUACAUAAAUUAUUGCUCACCAUAUAAGAUAUUCAAGGGGAUAUGCGUGCAUUUGUCAACUGAUCGUUAUGAGAAAUACUGCAAACUUUGUAUUUUUUGUAGUGGAAUGUAUUAUUAAUCAAAAUUCAGAACAAUCCAAUGACGAGAAAACCCGUAUGGAUCUCAUAAUUCCACUGGUUAUUUUCGCCCUAUGUUUUCUCCUCUCACUCGGUGUAAUCGUAUACCAACGUCGUCUUAUCCAAAAUAACACUAGACAGCCGGACCAUAAACGUGGAAAUUCCGAACAAAACGAGAAAUUUGGUAUGUAAUAAAAUCUUUCACCUAAACUAAGUUUUAUUUCUCACCAGUGACGGAAAUCUUGGUGGGGGGGGUGUAAUAUAGUACUCCUUCGAUGCAUAAACACAUGUCUAGCUUCUAUCUUACAAGUGCGCAUGCUCCUAAGGCAUGAUGUAACUAUUACGUCAUUACAUCCCUUUAAACCUUUAGUUUUUUGCAUUCACUAU